AUGAGAAGGAUCCACAAAAUUCGAGUAGCAUUGUUUCUUGCUAUUGUGAUUUCCCUAAAUUUCCUCAUUUGGAACCAAGGUACAGAUUUACAAUAUUCAAAUCUAAGAACAUAUCCAGAGAACAUUAAUAAACGAAUUCGACCCACGACUUUUACUUCAAGUCAAUUUGACACCAGACUAGAAGAAAAUCUUAGCAAGGAAGAUGUAAAAGAGGUAGCCAUUAUAACACCAGAGGACUUCAAUAUUAUUGAAUUACCUUCUGCAAUACCCGAUUAUCAACCAUUCGAUGCCCGGUUCACCCUUGGCUUAUUGUUGCAUUAUCUUGACCAAUCUAACAUAGACGAACUACCUGGAUUCAACUGGGCAGAUUUCACAAGUAUGGAACCAUUGGAAAAGUAUCUUUUCAGUGUGAAGCUGUCUUGUUCUGAUUUUGAUAUCCGAACAAAAAACAAGACCAGGGAUGAAAAAGAACAAAGGUGGGAUCCUAAGCGUUACUGCAUUAAUGAUGCUGAUAUACCGAGCUUAAUUGAAACUUCAAAAAAUGAGGAAUUGGUUAAAAAUUUGAAAUAUAUUCAAGAACAAAAGUAUUCAACAGGAUUUCACAUGUUUACGAAUUGCGGUAGGCAAUCCUUUGAGUUUCGGCCCAUAGUAGCUAAAUCCUAUCUAUACGAUUUCAUGCAAUCACCACUAUCAUUAGUUCUUUUGUUCCCUGAAUCUAAGACAUUCCAAAUUGAUAUAAAUCAAGACAAGAAACUAAAAUUAGCUGAAUAUGUUGAUGUAGUAGAAGAAUCUAUAAACGUUAGGGAUCAACUUAGAAAGUUUAUGAAUACUUUACCUAUGAAAGAAAACCAUAUACCAUACAACAUAGAAUUAAGUCACGAGGACUUUAUUGACAAAUCACCCCAAAUAAUAGAAAGCUUAGAAAACUCAGAAGAACCAUUAUCAAAAAGAGAUCAAUUAUAUUUAGAAAGAUUAAAGUUUUCCAGCGCAGUAGUUGGAAAUCCUUAUAAGACUUUCGGGGAGGCUAAGAUAAUACAAAGUCAAAAGGGGUCAAAUGUCGGUGGCCAUUAUGAUUGGAGAUUUUUUAAUGGAAAUACAAAAGGGACUUUUAAAAAUGACAUGUCUAUUCACGCAUUAAUAAAGGCGUUUUUCAAAUUAGCAAGUGUAUACAAUAUUAGAUGUUGGAUUGUGCAUGGAUCAUUGUUAUCAUGGUAUUGGGAUGGUUUGAAAUUCCCUUGGGAUGCCGAUGCUGAUAUUACUAUGCCAAUUGAUGACCUACAUAAGUUGACUAGACAAUUUAAUCGGAGUCUUAUUGUUGAUUUCGGUAAUGAUAUAGAUCUGCAAAUCCGGUAUGGUAGAUACUUUUUGGAUUCGACAGUUUUUAUUAGUAGGAGAACCAAAGAGAAUGGAAAGAAUAAUAUCGAUGGAAGAUUCAUCGACAUAGAUACCGGUGUUUAUAUUGAUAUAACCGGGUUAGCGUUAACGGAAACUAAAGCUCCCGAACGUGAUGACUACUUACUAAAGGCAACAAAAUAUGAACGCGACUCUGAGAGAAAUAUUCCAAAUAAGUCAAUCACCGAAUACGACGUGAAUUCAUUCUUGCAAACUUAUAACUGUAAGAAUAACCAAUUUUUCAGCUUGAAAGAAGUGAGCCCAUUAAGGCUUUCUUUGUUUGAAGGAGAAUACAUGUAUAUCCCGAAUCGUGUAACUAAAGUUUUAACGAAUAAAUUUUCCCCAAAAUCACUCAUCAAUAAAGAAUAUAUGGGUUAUACAUAUAUACCAAUAUUGCGACUUUGGUUGAAAACGGAUAUGCUUUUUGACUUCUUAGCAGCUAAUACAAGGAAGACCAAGAAACAAAUCAAAGAUAAAAUGAAGGUUCCAGAAUUAAAUGAGGAACAAUGUUUGGAAUUAUUAAAAUCAAACAAGGAUAUACUAGUACAAUAUUUGAGAACAAGAAGGGUAACGGAGUACCACGACAAUGAAAUCAGGAAGAUCCUACAAGAUGAAUCUACCGAGUCAUUAAAUUUUGAAGAAGGAAUCUUGAUAGACAAUAGGGCAGAACUUAGAGCUGAUCAAUUCACCUGGAACGCGCUAAAUGAAUCAAACAGUUAUGACAAAGUUUGGGAACGAGUCAAUAACUUAAUCAGCAAAUAUGAAGAGAAUGGUAAACAAGUAGUGGAAGUCACGUUUGGGCCCGACGUCAUACCCGUAGAGAAGGAAGAAACCAAAAACGAGAAUUCGAAAGACGAGUCCCCGAAAAAGAAGACAGGCAAGAAGAAAUAG
Messenger RNA from Hemisphaericaspora subhashii, 2283 nucleotides. RefSeq lists its product as uncharacterized. The coding region runs from base 1 to 2283 and encodes 760 amino acids. The transcript has a single exon. Lineage: Eukaryota; Fungi; Ascomycota; Pichiomycetes; Serinales; Debaryomycetaceae. The record is from RefSeq and is a predicted model, not a curated record.